GGUGCUUGGAUAUUAGAUUACCAUGUUUCCCUUUUUUAAAGCAGCAGGAAGAACAUGAGCUUGGUAACCACAAACAACAGUCAGUGUGAAAGUGAGAGGAUUCACUUCACAACUGUAGAGCUGCAUGCCGUGACUCUGGACAGCUCUCUGCUGCUGCUGAUGGAGCUCUACACAGAAGCACUGGACUAUCUGAAGGCCUAUGGCAUCUCGCCCGUGACUGAAGAUGAGAUUAUGGUUUCUGACUUACUACAGGAUGUGUUCAUUGAGGAGACAGAGUGGGUUUCUCAAAGCUCUUUGCAAACUGAGCCAUGUUUGCCAUCCACUCCAACAACCGAGAGCCCAGAUGACCUGCUUCAGAAGAGAACAGUGGUUCUGAAAGGGGUUCUGAUCAGUGAGGAGAUCUACCUGACAGAGCUCGAGACGCUUCUCACGCCUAUGAAAGCUUUGAGGGCAGCAGCGGGAACCUCUCAACCGGUGUUGUCCACUGAGCAGGUUCAGACUGUGUUUUAUCAAAUCCCUGAGCUCAGAGAUCUGCACAAGGACUUUUACACAAGCCUUCGGGCCAAACUGCAACCUGAUGAAGUGAUGGACCCAGGGUCACAACAAGACCCGGAGAGGGACGAGGCCCCAGUGAUGCAGCUUUGCCACAGGGAGCAUCAUUUUUGUGUGGGAGACCUGUUUCAUAAGUUUGUCAACCAGUUAGGAGUGUAUCGGGGCUUCAUUGACAACUAUGAGAGUGCAGUGGAGAUCGUGCAGAAGUGUAUGCAGUCAGACCAGCGUUUCAGGACGCUUGCAGAGAGUAUGAUGUCCUCCAAAGGAUCAGACAAUGUCAAAACUAAGUACACCUUUGAAGCUCUCCUGUAUAAGCCGUUAGACAGAGUGAUGAAAACCACACUUGUGUUGCACGACUUGUGGAAGCACACGCCCCCCGAUCACCCCGACAGCAUCACGCUGCAGGAAGCGCUUCGUCUCUCCAGCAGCUUCCUCUCUGGGGUCAAUGAACGGUCGCAGUGCAAACGUUCUGUCAAGCUCAGCAGAGGAGAGAGACGUCAGCUGAUGCGAGAUGGGUUUGUGGUAGACGUGUGUGAGAACGGGCACAACCUGAGACACCUCUUCCUGUACACAGACAUGCUGCUAUGUGCCAGACUGACAAGUGCAGGGAGGCAGGCACAGUACAGGUUUUGCUGGUACUUGCCAUUGGUUGGCCUGAAGCUGCACUGGGCAGCUGAACAUCUGCCCUCAUCAGAAUACCAAGUGAAAAUCAGUAAAACCAGAGCCAAAAUGUACCAGCUCAAACAAGCACUCCAGCAACACACGAAAGGAGGCAAGGUGCCAAUUUCUCGUGCUGUUGAUCGCUUGAGGCGCAAACUUGAAGAGUGUGAGAUCUGGCUCCUAACAAACACGCCAUCUUUUACUUUAGACCUACAUAGCACCAGUGGAAAGAGUCACACUAUCCGACUGUUUUCUUUGUAUGACCUGAUUGAGUGGAAAGAAGCCAUUGAGAAACAGAGUGGAAACUGUAUCGAGACAGUUCCUCCAGACCUGCUGUCUGUUACCGGUUCCUGUAUCAAACUCAGAAUGACUCAACAACCUCCCCUUCACUGCGUUCAGUCCAAUGAAAGUGCACAUAUAUGUGGGAGCUUAUAUGUGAUGGUUCAGUCGGCGUGUGGUCUGCAAAACCCGAGCAGUGCAUAUGUGUGUGUGGAGGUAGACGGCUUUGAGUUUUACGACAGACGAAAACAAACCUGCCUUUCAGCCUUCUGUGUUACACCACAAUGGGAUGAGGAGCUUGUGUUUCAAGUGGAGGGAGCACGGCAGCUGUUCAUGGUAUUUGUGUCUCAGUAUGAGAACGUUUACAGGCAAGAGAGUGUGCUGGUCCCUCACAUUGUCCGUUCAUGUGUGGAGGAGAUUGAGAGGAGGGGUCUGAAAGAAGAGGGGAUCUACAGAAUCUCAGGAGCCAGCACCGAGAUACAAGCACUAAAACAUGCAUUCAACACUAAUUACCGUGAGGCUGUGAGUAAACUGAGGACUGUAGAUGUGAAUGCUGUAUCAGGCACUCUGAAACUGUACUUUAGAGAACUUCCUUUACCUCUUAUUCCCUCGGAGCGAUUCAAGGAGCUCGCAGAUGCACUAGACAUUGCCGAUCCAUAUCUCAGGGCCGACAGCAUGCUGACUCUGUUGCAGGCUCUACCAGAUGUAAACCGCAACACUCUCCUCUUCCUCUUACAUCACCUGAGACGUGUUGCAGAGAGGAAGGGAGAGAAUAAAAUGUCUCUGAGUAAUUUGGCCACAGUGUUUGGCCCCAGCCUUUUGCGCCCUCCAGUGGCUCGUGUCGACAUAUCUCAAGAAGUGGAGGUUCAGGUUCAGGUGAUUUUUCUCUAUCUGCAGUAUCAGAACCUUCCAGAAGCUCUUCUCACAAAACAUCAGGACAUUGAUGAUCUAGAGACAUGAGCCUUCAACAACCAGACUCCUUUUCUGUCUGCGUAUCCAUGGUCAUAUCUGUACAUUU
Messenger RNA from Sinocyclocheilus rhinocerous, 2509 nucleotides. RefSeq names its product breakpoint cluster region protein. The transcript is spliced from 22 exons. Lineage: Eukaryota; Metazoa; Chordata; Actinopteri; Cypriniformes; Cyprinidae. Gene Ontology annotation, biological process: signal transduction; positive regulation of GTPase activity. Bases 55 to 2451 code for a protein of 798 amino acids. Gene Ontology annotation, cellular component: membrane. The record is from RefSeq and is a predicted model, not a curated record. Gene Ontology annotation, molecular function: GTPase activator activity; guanyl-nucleotide exchange factor activity.